AUGCCUAAGGAAAUCAAUAGAAAUUCAACCAGAGCAUUUCUAGUCAAAAUGCCAAAGUAUCUCAGCAACCAAAUAAAGGAAUGUCUAGAGAAUGAGACAAUUGGUCAUGUGAAGCUGGAUAUGACCACAUCUGACACAGAAGCAGAAAUAAGAUUCAAUAGAAGAUUCAAGCCAAGUCAAUACAAGUUUAUGCAAAGAAGUAUGGGUAAAAAAGACAAACAGGCAGUUUCCUUNAUUGAACCCCAGUUUAUGCCUAAGGAAAUCAAUAGAAAUUCAACCAGAGCAUUUCUAGUCAAAAUGCCAAAGUAUCUCAGCAACCAAAUAAAGGAAUGUCUAGAGAAUGAGACAAUUGGUCAUGUGAAGCUGGAUAUGACCACAUCUGACACAGAAGCAGAAAUAAGAUUCAAUAGAAGAUUCAAGCCAAGUCAAUACAAGUUUAUGCAAAGAAGUAUGGGUAAAAAAGACAAACAGGCAGUUUCCUUAGAAGGAAAUCGAAUCCCACUCUAUGAACUAAGCAGAAUGAUGACAGUACAACCAGAAAUGAAUGAUGAGUACUUUCAGUUCAAGAGGGCUCUACAACAGACCAGUACACACAGUACACGUAUGAUAAACCAUUUUGAACAACUUAAACGUGGUGAGAAAUACACGGGUCUUAAGGAGAUGGAAGCGCAUGCAAGAAAGAAGAAGAGGCAGCUACAGGAGAAAAAGAGAGAGCGACUCGACAAGUCUGACGCAAUUGACGUGUUGUUCAAAGCAUUUGAAAAGCACGGGGCAUGGACAGUCAAAGACCUGGCUGACUUCACUGGACAACCUGUUGCGUACAUCCAGGAGAUUAUUGGUGAAAUAGCCGUAUUGGACAAGAAGGACUACAAAAAUACGUACAUUUUGAAGAAGCAGUUUAAGUAG
This is a messenger RNA of Enterospora canceri, 906 nucleotides long. Lineage: Eukaryota; Fungi; Microsporidia; Enterocytozoonidae. The record is from the annotation of a GenBank genome assembly.